AUGGCGGAGCUUGGGACGCAGAAGGUCGCGGUAGCGGGACUAGCGAGGAGGCUGCUUCAGCGGCCGCCGGCCGGGACCGGCCGAACGUGGCGCAUGACGCUCAAAGUCACGGUCCCCGUGCCCCUCUACCUCCAGCACGCGGUGCUCGCCCAGGAUGUUGGCAGCGUCGCGGAGCUGCUCGAGGCGGUCGCCAUGGGCGGCCUCGAGGAGCUCGGCCUCAGCCGAGCCGCAGAAGGUGGAGCCGGGGGUGGGACCAAGGGAUCCAGUUUGGACCCCUUGGAGCCCGCGCUGCCGGAGGGCGGCGAUGGCGAGGAUGGGCGGCCCUGCUCGGCGGAGGAGGCGGAGGAGGAGGCUCGCCGUCGGGGCUGCGCUCGCUGGCUGGAGCUCGAUGCGAUUGCGGCGCGGCUGCGUCGCUACCUCGGCGAUUCUGACCCGGGCGCUUACCCCAUCGACUUCUUCUUAUCGAGGAGCGAUUCUAAGAUCAGGCCUGCCACUGGGCGAAAAUCGGCCGUCCCUCAGUGCUUCCAGCCUGCCCGCUUCAGUUUCCUCAAUUGGCUCGAAUUUUGCUUGUAG
Emiliania huxleyi CCMP1516 is the source of this 573-nucleotide messenger RNA. RefSeq lists its product as hypothetical. The transcript has 5 exons. The record is from RefSeq and is a predicted model, not a curated record. The coding region runs from base 1 to 573 and encodes 190 amino acids. NCBI's taxonomy places the organism in Eukaryota, Haptophyta, Isochrysidales, Noelaerhabdaceae.